Messenger RNA from Drosophila hydei, 1847 nucleotides. It is a transcript of the gene frj, whose product is annotated as lysophospholipid acyltransferase 7. Gene Ontology annotation, molecular function: lysophospholipid acyltransferase activity. The record is from RefSeq and is a predicted model, not a curated record. Lineage: Eukaryota; Metazoa; Arthropoda; Insecta; Diptera; Drosophilidae. Bases 90 to 1559 code for a protein of 489 amino acids. The transcript is spliced from 6 exons. Gene Ontology annotation, biological process: lipid modification; phosphatidylinositol biosynthetic process. Gene Ontology annotation, cellular component: membrane; mitochondria-associated endoplasmic reticulum membrane contact site.
CUGCAUUGUAUUGCAUGCGUUAUUAAUAACAAAGAUCAAAUUGCCUGCUGGGAAGAAAGCCGCAGUCGCGGCUAAAACAAAUCAAUAAAAUGAAUGUAGACGACGUAAUAUACGUAUUAUGCCUUCUGGCCUGCAUUGCUGCUGGUAGCUAUGUGCGAAAGGUGCGCGAUGAGACGCAACGCAAAUACGUAUGUUCCAUGCUGGGCCUCAUUGUCGUUGUUGUUGUCUCGGGCUUCCAUAGCCUGCACUGCGCCAUUUCCGUCGGCUUGGGCACAGCCAGUGUGCUCUUAGUGCAUCCUAGCAACUGCCAUGUAAUUACUUUUGUUGUAAUGUUUGGCUAUUUGGUGUUCUUCCGGCUCGUUUAUCUCUUCGGUCUGCCUGCUGUGCCUGGGCCAACAAAUAUGAUACAAAUGUUACUUACACUCAAGGUAUCCGGCAUUGCAUUUGAGAAAACUGCAGCCUGGAAGCGUAUUCGAGCUCAAGAUGAACGGGUCAACAAUGACCAGGAUAAUGCCAAUAGCGAUCCCAAUCUGAAUGUUACAAGCUACGAUUUAAGCUUGCAGCAGCUUAGUGCUACGGAGAUUGUGCUUUAUAGCUUUAAUUACGUUGGCGUGCUCACAGGUCCCUAUUAUCGCUAUCGAACAUAUCGAGAUUACUUUCAAAUGCCUUUCAAGGAUCAUGCGCCUUGCGUGCAGGCAACCAUCGAGCAACUGAAGGCAGCCGUCUUCUACUGCAGUCUUUAUUUGUUGGCCAACUACAUGUGGCCACUAGACUAUGCAUUGAGCGAUGAGUUCUACAAUGAUCGAUCCGUUCUCUAUCGGGUGUUGUACGUGUGGCCCACGUUCUUUAUUUUCCGCGCACGCAUCUACACGGGGCUGACGCUAAGCGAAUGUGUCUGUACAAUGGCCGGAUUUGGAGCGUAUCCAGAUGAUGCGGAUACCAACAAUGGGGAGGGACCACGAAAGCUGUACCAGGAUAUGGCAAAGGAUCCGGAGAAGCAUAGCUAUAAUUUCACAACAAUUGUUAACACACGAGUGCUAGAUGUAGAGCGCUGCUGGACUUUCCGUGAAGGCAUGAAGCAUUGGAAUGUCUGCGUGCAAUAUUGGCUAGCGGUGAAUGUGUAUAAACUGUUUCCCAUCAAGAAAUACAGAACGGGUGCCAUUUUCCUCUGUUCCGCGUAUUGGCAUGGCUUCCGGCCUGGACACUAUUUCUGCAUUAUGGGCGCACCUUUCUAUGUAAUAAUGGAGGAUACAUGGCACAAGCUAGUUCGCAAGGAUGCUGUUGGCAUGCGUCGCACCGUUAUUGAUGUUAUCUUUUGGAUAUGCAAGUGGUUUGGCUUCAGCUAUCUGGGCACAGCAUUCUUGCUAUCCUCCUUCGAUAGCAUUUGGCGCUUCUAUAGUUCCGUCUAUCACAUUGGCUACAUCACCUGGGCCCUUCUGGUUAUCGUGGGUCUGUACCUCACAAAGCUAAAGAAGUCGGCUGAGCGCAAAGCAAAACGUGCUGCGGAUUCCACUGCAUCCGCUGGGGAUCCCAGCGCAGCCAAACAAAAGGCGCAGUAAGAGAUUUCCACAGCUCAGCAGCCAAACACAUUUAUUCUGCAGUGAAAGACUGCAACUAUCCGUGUUCCAUUUCUAUAUAAAUUUAUAGAUUCUUAGUCAAAUGUUUAUGUACACCAUAAUGAUUUUCUUCUACAUCGGUGCAACGAAAUUUAAGGAACUAAGCGAGCACCAAUGUGGAUGCCCAACUAAAAUAUCGAAAGCAAGAAAAAAGUUUACUUAGCAAUAUUAGAAAGCCCUAUCCUAUAAAGUAAAUAUAUUCAUAAUCUGGACAACAAGCUAAGUCUUGGC